AUGCCUACUUACACUAAACACCAUUGGUAUUAUAGCCGAAGAAACGUAAACGUCUUCCUGGUCGCGUGCAAAUCAUUGCGCAAAACGGUGGGCGUGGUAUUUGACGAAGUGAUCCUUCGCCAGGGACAAGCGCCCCUGCUACGCCAAAAACGGGAGCGCGUGAAACAAGAUGCGGACUCCGACAGCCACGAACAGCAGAACCUCCAUCGCGCACCCGGACAGCGACUCCUUCACUCGAGACCCACAGGCUCUCGCGUCUCGCUGCCUUUCCCAAACACGUCCAUUUCCCCCGAUGCGCCACCUGGUCUUGCUCCUACCAUUGGCUCCUCGCAAAGUCAGGGGCCCAUAUACUACACUCCACUUUUGGGCAGAGGCUACAAGCAUGCUGCGAGCACAACCCUCCUUCAGACGCCGAGACUGGGCGUGCUAAGACGUCUUAUACGGGACCCAUCGACAACUAUGGUCCAGUCGUCAGGAGGUGAUUUAAAAGCUGCCUGCCUGCCCUUGUGA
This is a messenger RNA of Bipolaris oryzae ATCC 44560, 510 nucleotides long. RefSeq lists its product as uncharacterized. Bases 1 to 510 code for a protein of 169 amino acids. The record is from RefSeq and is a predicted model, not a curated record. Lineage: Eukaryota; Fungi; Ascomycota; Dothideomycetes; Pleosporales; Pleosporaceae. The transcript has 2 exons.